Molecule: messenger RNA, 582 nt
Organism: Eutrema salsugineum
Lineage: Eukaryota; Viridiplantae; Streptophyta; Magnoliopsida; Brassicales; Brassicaceae
Product: non-specific lipid-transfer protein 11
Exons: 2
Coding region: 52-414 (120 amino acids)
Biological process (GO): lipid transport
Cellular component (GO): membrane
Molecular function (GO): lipid binding
Source: RefSeq, a predicted model, not a curated record
AAACAACAUACAAAGAAUACAACUCAAACAAAUUUUUUUCAAAACUGAUAAAUGAGGAACGUCGUUAGUAAAACCCGCACAAUCUUAGUGCUCGUAGUGACACUUUUGAUUGUGAUUGCGUAUCAUGAAGGGGAAGCAAUACAGUGUUCGCAGGUGAAUAUGUACUUAGCACCAUGUUUGCCUUAUCUACGAGCUGGAGGAAACCCGUCGGUACCGUGUUGCGGAGGGCUGAACAGUCUAAAAGCAGCGGCGCCAGGGAAACCGGAUAAACAAGCAGCAUGUCAAUGCUUGAAGAAUGUAGCUAAUGCAAUCCCCGGAAUCAUUGACGACAAUGCCAAACAACUCCCUGCUAAAUGUGGUGUUAAUUUGGGUGUCCCUUUCUCUAGGAGCGUCGACUGUAACAGCAUAAACUAAAAAGAGGACGACCAACGGCCAUGCAGCUAUAAUAAAAGUGGAUAUCCUGAAAGAGCAAAAGCCUUAUGAGCAAGUUAAUUGAAUACUUUGUUAUUAAUCUUCUCUUUAUCAUCUCUAUACUUUAUACAUGUAAUCAUAUAGUUCUUGGCAAAUAAAAUGUGGAAUUCU